UACUUUUAUGUUGAACAUUUCAUAUGAAUCAUUUGAAUAGGGUUUGAAAAUACUGUCUUAAUGUUUCUCUACACACCAACGUUUGUCCUCCUUUCUCUUUGCCCGUCCUGACUACACGUCCCGUGAUGCAGUUCGGCGCGCGUUCAGAUAUUUUACAUACGGGAUCAGCUGAGCUCGCGCUUCGCUCCUACGAGCUGCCAGCGGCUCUGGAUCGGAGCGGCUCGGGUCGGCUCGCCGUCCGUCUGUCUGUCUGUCGUCGGGCUUGGACAUCAUUUUAAACCCCUUUCAGCACCUGGAAGGGAACAUUUUUCAAACUAAAUCUGGAAGAAUGUGACACACAAUUGGAUUUCUCCUUGUUUACACCUCCGUUAGCGCUUACGUUUCUUCCGAUGGAGCGGAUGAUUUGGAGAGAGUUUGUCCGGUAAUUGGGUCCAUCGGCUCGGUUCGGAGUUCACCUGGACUGCAGGAGGAACCUUAAGUGGUUCGGGGAGACCUUUAACCCCUCUCCGGUGAGAGGGUGAUACUAUGUCCAGACGAAAACAGACCAACCCCUUCAAAGUUGACUGGCCAUUUCACACUUUGGGCUUAUCGGGACUCCAGCACACCAUUAACAUGGACGGCAGGGACGAAUUCACCGAGGACGGCGAAUGCUGCAACAACAACUCGCAGGAAGUCCAAGGACAGGAUAGCCUUACAGAAGACAGCGAUAGCGACCCUGACAACCACGGCGAAGACUCGUCCUCCAACGCCUCUGCUGACGACCACAUGACUGCCAACAGAGCGCAGUGCCGCCUUCAAGGAGCGGGCGUCAAAGUGGAGAGUGACGAGGGGGCUGACCACAGCAACAACUUUGUCUGUCCUCUGUGCACGCUGGAUUUCAGCAGCCCUGAGAGACUCAUUUCACAUGUCUACCAGCAUACAAGCAUGAUGAGCAACACCAAGAGCUACGUGUGCCCAGUGUGUGGGCGAGCCCUGAGUUCUCCUGGCUCGCUUGGACGGCAUCUUCUCAUCCACUCUGAGGACCGCCUCUCCAACUGCGCCGUCUGUGGCGCACGCUUCACAGACACCAACAACUUUAACAGGGAAAAGCUAAAGGACGUCCUCGACACAAGCAGGUUGGACAUCACUGGCGGACAGGACUCCUGCUCCAUGUCCCAGUCCCUCUCCAGCAGCCCUAUGAGCAGCCCGGGCUCCAGCACGCAUUCCUGCCACGGAGCGGGUCCCAGUCCCAGUUCCUGUCAGGGCCCGCCUCCCUGCCAGGCUCCCGAUCCGACAUCCACCCUCUGCCAGGCCCAUCGCUCCUGCCAGGCCUCCAGCCACAUCCCAACCCAGUGUCAAGGACCACGACCGUGCCACGCGCUAAGCCCAGGUUGUGGGCCGUGCUCGGGGCCCGAUCAGGGGCCCGCCUUUCCUUCGCUGCCCGACGGGCUCCUGUCCGAAGGUCCGUCGCUCGCGUCCAUCCCCGACGCCCUCAACUCCUCCUCUUCGGCCCUACCUCCCAUUCCCGACAUCAUGAGCCCGAUGCCCGUCUACCCCGCCGGAGUCCUGCUGGUGUGCAACAGCUGCGUGGCCUACCAGCAGUUGGUGGAGGCGCAGUCUCCGAUGCGCAAGUGGGCCCUGCGUCGCAAGAACGAGCCCCUGGAGGCUCGCCUGCAGCGUCUGGAGCGCGAACGCACCGCCAAGAAGAACAAGCGCGCCUGCGAGACGGACGAGGAGAGGGAGCUGAGGCGGCUGCGGGACCGCGAGGCCAAGCGCAUGCAGAGGAUGCAGGAGACGGAGGAGCAGAGGGCGCGGCGGCUGCAGAGAGACCGGGAGGCCAUGCGGCUAAAGAGGGCCAACGAGACUCCAGAGAAGAGGCAGGCCCGGCUGAUCCGCGAGAGGGAGGCCAAGCGGAUCAAGCGGCGGCUGGAAAAGAUUGACCCCGCCCUCAGGACACAGAUCGAGCACGAUCCCGCCGCGAUGGCCGCUCUCACAGCGGACAUGAGUCUCUUUCAGUUCCCCUGUCCCAUGCCGGUUCCUUCCAUAGAUAACGGUCUCUUCAUGAAGCUGCCAUGAUCCCUGGGGAUCCUAUACCCCCCCUCCCAGCCUGUGCCGUCAGGUUCCCAUUACCACAGCGAACCAUUCCUGUCCCCCAUUCCCAGAAUUCCUCUGUACUCAUGCAAACUUCUUCAAUUUCUAAUUUAUUACAGUCUAUAAAAACCUUGGAAACAGGGUUGAGAAUGUUUCUUAUUCUAAGAGCAUGCUGUAAAGAGAUUUAUCUGUGUUUCGGUGGACUCUCAGAGGUAACAGUACAUUCUGGUGGGAGCAGUUUAUUCUUGCUUCAACUGAAAAACAAACAAAAAAUCAUUUGCACAUGGAUCCUCAGUGAGGGGAGUGUGGACCCCGUAGCUGCAGACCCUCCCUCCCUGGUCCUCCCAGCCCAGUAACUCAGACUCCGGUAGCUGCACCUCUCUCUGUUUUCUAGCUGCUGCCGUGGAACAUUCAUGUCCAAACUACUACCUCAUCCGGCGCCGUGGACGGUCGCUCUCUGUCCUGUGGCUUACCAGCUCCCAGCUUCCAAAGCUACACACACACACACUAUACAAUAAUACAGAAGACGCAGGUCGUUUCCCCACACUUUUAAGUUUUGAUAUUCCUCUUUAUGGCACUUUUAAUAGGACACAUGCAUUCGUUUGUGAAUGUUUGUCCCUAUUGAGCAUGCCCGGUGUUGAAAAGCAUUCCCGUUGUCAUUAUCUUAAUUUUUCAACUUUUUUUUUUUUAAACACUGUGUGUAAUUUAUUGUUUUUUAAAAACUUGGUCUCUGCUGCUGUUAUUGUACUGUACAUUACAUUAUUUACCUCUUAUAUAUUUUGGUCUCAUUACAUGGAAAAAAAACCCCAACAUGUUACCUGUUGACCUCAGAUUUUGUUGCAUUACUUGAAUUCUGUCUAUGAAGAUGCGUUUGCGUUUUAUGCUAAUUGGUAAACAUGCCAUUGUUGUACAGAAAGUUAUGCUUGAUUUUAACCUGCUUUGUGCAAUUUCUGUAGCAUUUCACAUUCGUUGUGAGUCUGCAGUAUUUUAUGUUAUUAUUACCACUUAAAUAUUUUUUUUACAUAUAUAUCCACAAGUCUGGAGAGAGAAAAAAAAAAGUCAUGUUAAGAGGUGAGAAUCAUUUACAGGUCUAUCUAAAUAAAAUGUCGUUUGAAUGUUAAUUUAUCUCAGUUAUCUAAUUCAAGAAUUGGAUUCAUAACAGAUGGAUUUUUUUUUCUCCCACAUUUUUUCCUUCCACUCAAUUUUCCAUGAUUGUGCUAGAAUACUGCUACAAUCUUUUGUGUCUCAGUUAUCCAAAUUAAUUUAAAUAAAUUCUUGAUAUAACUCAUUCUUAAAUUCUUGACAUAAAUGAAUUGUUCAAUAACAAGCUUAUUGAGAUAUACCUGUAUGAUGCAGUCCACCCCUUUGUUAGCACUGAGGCUUGUUCAUUUCCAGGAUGUGUUUUUAUAUUACUGAUCCUCAUUCCAGCACAUAUUUAUGCAACAUGAUACUUUUGUUUUCCUGUAAAGGUGUUUUGCCGUAUUUUGCUGGUAUAAUCUGUUUCAUAUUUCACAUGGCCGUUGUUUACAGCUGUACGGUUACCUCCACUCCUCCUGAUUUCUCCAGAUGCAAAACCUUUCAUCGCCAAACGAGCAGUUUCAGUCUCUCCAAGUAGUGUUUCUGUUUGAGUCCCUCCUAGGAGAGCGACGUCCCGCCUGAAGAAAGCUUGAGAUGCGGAUCUGGGUCGGGACUUUUUGGCUUUCCUAGGAGUGCAUCAAACCUCUAUGCAACAGAUUUAUUGUUUGUGAAGGACAAAAAAAAAAAAAAAAAAAAAAACGAUUUCACUUUUCAAAGAAACUAUGCAGAACGCAACUUCAAAAUGUUUCAACCGAAAUUCAGAAUCUGAAGCUCCGCUUUCUCAGGCAGUUCAACUCAGUGAGAGGGCUCAAAGCCCAGAACGUCAAGAUGGAUUCACAAACUGAUCGCAUCACGUUUGGGGAAGAAUACGUUACAUCGUUUUUUUGUUUGUUUGUUUUUGUUUUUGUUUUUCAAAGUUCAGCGCAUUACAGCAACAAGAUCUCACUGCCAUCCCGUAGUGGCGUUGUCUGCUGAAAGCGAAGGCUUCAGGUUUGGUACCCUAUGAAUGCUGGGUAUUCUCAAGAGGCGACGCCGUCGGUCUGCUGUGAACCAGCGGCAGGACGAAAGUUCGCUCACUUUGGGUUAGGUUAACACUGCAUGUCCCUGAAACUGCACUAGUACUAGAGUUGUUCAGUAUGAGCCUGUGUUCUGUUAGUUUAUGCCUGCUUUUUUUUUAAUAAAUUUUUUUUAAACGGUUUAAUUAAAAAAAAUUAAAAUGUUGGCCUUUUGAUAUUAAUGCUAUCAGGAUUUUUCUCUCAAUGUCCAUGUUUACAAAAUCUGUAUCUCUGAAAAAGGCCAAAUGAAUGAGCUAAACUGCAACGACAUGCCUGGUUGUCAGAUCCAUGUAUUCUGAUUGGAUGGCCCUUCAGGGACACCGUCCUCUCUGUUACUGACUCAAAAGAUGUACAGACCAUGAUGAAACCUGGUAAAGAAUGUGGAAAUAAACAUCACGUUUAAUAUGAA
This is a messenger RNA of Poecilia reticulata (guppy), 4611 nucleotides long. RefSeq names its product zinc finger protein 821 (gene znf821). Lineage: Eukaryota; Metazoa; Chordata; Actinopteri; Cyprinodontiformes; Poeciliidae. Gene Ontology annotation, molecular function: DNA-binding transcription factor activity, RNA polymerase II-specific. Gene Ontology annotation, cellular component: nucleus. The record is from RefSeq and is a predicted model, not a curated record. Gene Ontology annotation, biological process: regulation of transcription by RNA polymerase II.